AUGAGUUCGUCGCAGUCUCUUUCCGCUCACAAUUUCAAAGAUCUAUUGAAUUCCGUCGAAGCUUUUCUCUUCGAUUGCGAUGGUGUGAUUUGGAAGGGUGAUGAACUCAUCGAUGGCGCUUCUCAAACUCUCGACAUGCUUCGAUCCAAGGGGAAGAAGCUGGUGUUUGUCACCAAUAAUUCCUGGAAGUCUAGAAUUCAAUAUGCUGAAAAGUUCAAAUCUUUGGGAAUUUCUGUUUCCCCGGAUGAGAUAUUCUCGUCGUCGUUCGCAGCUGCUAUGUACUUGAAGGUUAACAAUUUCCCUUCGCAAAACAAGGUUUAUGUGAUCGGCGGGGAUGGUAUACUGGAUGAGUUGCAGCUUGCUGGUUUCACAGCUUUUGGUGGUCCUGGAGAUGCGGACAAAACAAUAGAUUGGAAGCAGAGCGGCUUUUUUGAACAUGAUAAGAGUGUUGGAGCUGUAGUGGUUGGUAUAGAUCCAAAAAUUAACUAUUACAAGCUUCAGUAUGGAACCCUUUGCAUACGCGAAAAUCCAGGAUGCCUUUUCAUUGCCACCAACCGUGAUGCCGUUGGGCAUAUGACUGCUUCCCAAGAAUGGCCUGGAGCGGGGUGUAUGGUUGCGGCCAUGUGUGGAUCAACCCAGAAAGAACCCAUUGUUGUAGGGAAACCAUCAACCUUUAUGAUGGACUUUUUAAUUGAGAAAUUCAAUUUAACUUGCUCCAAGAUGUGUAUGGUGGGUGAUAGACUAGAUACUGAUAUACUGUUCGGACAAAAUGCUGGUUGCAAAACUCUUCUAGUACUUUCAGGUUGCACAACUCAAUCAGAUUUACAAGACCCUUCAAAUAUAAUUCAGCCAGACUAUUAUGCAGCCAAAAUUUCUGAUAUGCUCGACUUAUCAGGAUCAUAA
This is a messenger RNA of Lathyrus sativus (Indian pea), 903 nucleotides long. NCBI's taxonomy places the organism in Eukaryota, Viridiplantae, Streptophyta, Magnoliopsida, Fabales, Fabaceae. The record is from the annotation of a GenBank genome assembly.